This is a messenger RNA of Sclerotinia trifoliorum, 3595 nucleotides long. The record is from the annotation of a GenBank genome assembly. NCBI's taxonomy places the organism in Eukaryota, Fungi, Ascomycota, Leotiomycetes, Helotiales, Sclerotiniaceae.
ACAUCUUCUUUUCUCUUCUCUUCCCACCCUCUCCAGCUUCUUCUCUUGAGCUCAUAGCUGGCUCGGAGAACGGUAAACUGGAAGUGGAAUCAAAGCAAAAGAAGCUUAGGUCAUUCAAUGGUCUCUCCCCAUCCUUCCCAAGCCAUGACCAAGGCUCGAUCAUAAGUCUUACCUUUCAUCCUUUACCUUCCUCUCUACCCCAUUGUAAUAAAUUCACUUGGUUACUUACUUAUUACUACAUUAUCCACUUUCACCGGAUUAUUCAAUCUCUUUUUCAGACGAAACGCUUUUCAAUUCACAUACAUUUAUCUUUGAUCUUGUGAUCUUAAUCACAAUCAUUUGUACAUUAUUACUACAAUUCUGACCUCCUGAAGACAAGCCUUCCUUCCACCCCACGUUUUACGCCUCAUAUGUGCAGUUAUUGGUGCAAAUACUCUAUGGAAUCAGCGAACCAUCUCACUUCCACUCUUUAGGCUUGCUUUUUGCAGAUGAAGAGCAUUUCUGCUAGAAAAUCUUUCAAAUUCGAUCAAACAAUUAUGCGCAUGAGCACAACUUAAAAUAAUUAGAUAAUACUUUUGGGAUCGUCAGUCGCGCUGCGCGAACUGUGGAAGGGAAAGGGCAAGGUCGAACAACCACCGACGAGCUCGGAAUACCUGAAAUAUGGCUUCAAUAAUUCGAAUGCUGUCGCCUGCUGUUAGUUAAUUCUUUCCUCCCAUAUUUACGGUGUGGAGAAGGUUCGGCAUCUGCUAUAACCGCGGGGGAGGGCCGGCGCAGUUAAGUCCGAGGAGGUUCUGGAUGCUAUCAUUUACUGACAAUUGGAUCUUGGAUAGACGGAUAGAAAUGGAAAUACAAGUCGGAAAGCUCAAGAUGUAGAGCCUGAACCGGAGAUCACUCCACUGGUGAAGAUGCUACAGAAUGCAGGGCCUAUACGGCCGGACGGAAGUGAUAAAUUCUUUGGUUUAGAAAAUGUACCUCUUCCCCAAAUUUACUUCCCAUUGGUUUAUGCUAACUUGUUGAAAUUAGUUCGGAAAUACAUGGUUCGUUUCUUGUACUUGGUUUCGUCUCGAUAAUGCUAACAUAUUUCAGUUAUGCCAAUUCGAUUUUACAGGCGUUAUACUAUUCGGUUCCUUUUAGAGAAAAUGUUGUCAAAUACCCACCGCAUUCUCCUUCUGAUACCCCAAAUGGUCAACUACUCAAAUUAAUUGUUCCAACAAGAGCUCCACAACCCAAUGGAGUGGCAUUAUCAACUGCCAAACCCAAAGGCAUAUCAGCUGCUGAAGCCCUGAAAAGGAGACAAGCUAUGAAUUCCGGUCAACCUGGACCCGGUGUACCAGGAACUCGGCCUGAAGACAAACCCGAUUCACCCGAAUAUAAGAAGAAACAUGCAAUGAUGGCAGGCCCGAUAUUAGAAAUUACGACGGAACAUGCGAGCUCAUAUGGCAUGGAAGAAACGACUUUUACAGCCUUGAAGGAUAUCUUUACGGCCAUGAUAUCACACCCCUCUCGGACGGGUGUUGUCAGCCCGCAAAGGUUCUUGGAAGUUUUCAGGAGAGACAAUGAGAUGUUCCGAACAUCGAUGCACCAAGAUGCUCACGAAUUUUAUGGACUGAUGCUCAACGCAGUUAUCAAUAAUGUUGAGGAUAAUGCUCGACACCUGCGGGAUUCGGUAGCGCCUCAAGACAAGGGAGGCAUUAAUGAUUCAAUGACAGCUGCCGUUCGAUCAGUUGCGGAUUCGAUGGGUUUGGCAAGCGGGGCGCAAUCUCCAGGGACCAAAUGGGUUCAUGAUAUAUUUGAGGGGAAAAUGGUCUCGGAAACGAAGUGCUUGACAUGUGAAACCACAUCACAGCGCGAUGAGACAUUCUUGGACCUUUCCAUCGAUUUAGAGAAAAAUUCUUCCGUCACAUCCUGUUUGCAAAAGUUUUCGGCGGAAGAAAUGCUAUGCGAGAAGAAUAAAUUCCAUUGCGAUACCUGUGGUGGUUUACAGGAAGCGGAAAAACGUAUGAAGAUCAAGACGUUACCGAAAGUAUUAGUGCUUCACCUUAAAAGGUUCAAGUGGACUGAUGACUUGACUCGGUUACAGAAGUUAUUCUAUACUGUCAACUACCCCUAUCAUUUACGCAUGUUCAAUACAACUGAUGAUGCGGAGGAUCCUGAUCGACUGUAUGAACUUUAUGCCGUGGUUGUACAUAUUGGCACAAAUGCUUUUCACGGACAUUACGUUGCGGUAAUCAAGACUGAAGAUAGAGGUUGGUUACUUUUUGAUGAUGAGAUGGUAGAGCCGGUAGAUAAAAGUUUCGUGCGACAAUUCUUUGGAGAUAAACCAGGACAGGCCUGUGCCUAUGUGUUGUUUUACCGGGAAACUACAGUGGAGGCAAUGCGAAAGGAUCAAGAAGCUGAAGGUCUCGAUCUAGUAGCUGCCGCUUCAGAAGUAGCAGAUAUUUCAUCGGGACAUCUACAGCAAAAUGGCACAUAUCUCUCUUCAAACUCAAAACAGGUUUUAGCAAUGCCUAGCACACCGAUUGAGACCGACACCAAUGGAUUUAGAUCUCUCGACCACGCAGUAACCGCACCUACCUUAAUUUCCUCUGUUGCAGGCAAUCCAGUACCUAGUCGAACCCCUACUUCACCUCUCGAGGCAUUUAAACCCAAAACUAAGGAAGAAAAAGAACGGGGAAAGAAAUUUGACAAAGAAGCGAAAAAGAAUCAAAAGGCAUUUGAGAAGGCCAAUGAGAAGAUUGCUGCGAAAGAGAGAAAAGCACAUGUAGCGGAAUUGAAAAAGACCAAUGCUUUCAGUAAACAAACGGGAACGGGGGAAAUGAAAAGACGACAAUCGAUAGCUACUACUGGUCAAAAGGAAAAUAAUGGGAAUGAGAAGAGUGAUAGUAAGGGCUUUGGUGGUUUAAGUCUGAGCAGGGGUCACAAAGGCAGUAAGAGUAUGAGUAGAAAGAGCUUAGGAUUUUUAAGUGGGAAGAACGGGGAGAAGGAAAAGGAAAAGGAGAAAGAGAAGAAUGGAGAGAAGAGUGGAGAGAAUAGCAAUAUACCCGGAUCAGGCAGUAGUACGAAUCUGAAUGCGGCAGUUGAAGGAACAUCGGGACCGCAAACACCGGAGAAACAUGAGAGGGUUAAGAAGGAAAGAUUUUCGUUUGGAGGCUUGGGUCGAAAGAAGAGUAGUUUGUGGAGUCCGGGUGGUGGAUAAUAGGAUGUAUCUAUCUGACAUUUUUGUAGGAGAGCAUGGGAAGAAUGAGAAGGGCAAGAGGAGUAAGGGAUCAGGAUCGGGAUCGAGGAUGUCAUGCUUUUCUUGAUGUUGAUCGAGAAAUGUUGAGACAUGUUGGAUGUGGUGCGAAUGCCAUUAAGGCUGGGGUAUGGUAUAGUAUGGCUAUUAGUGUGUGUGAACAUGUGAAUAUAUUGGGAUGCAUGGUUGAUAUCGAGUUUGUUUUAUUUAUCCUUUAUAUGCUUGCUUGCUUGCUUGCAUGCUCAUAUACAUGCAUGUAUGCAUAUGUUAUGGAAACGAAGGCAAGCAUGGGCAUGAAAGGGGUUAGGUUGUUCUUAUUAGGUGAAAUGGGGAUGGAUGGGCGGGCGGACGGACGGACGCGGA